ACAGGCCAAAACUUUGAUCCCAUUGAUGUGUUUCAUGAGGCUGUGCAGCUGAAACCCAAGCCCAGUAACAUGUCAGACUUUGUGAACUAUUCUAAGCAUCAGUUGCUGACGCCGAGAUGAGGGGUGGGGGUUUCUGUGGGCACAUAUGCGCCUCCAUAAGAGCUCCCAAUAGGAAUUGGUGGCCGCUAUGAGCACCGUCUGACAUGCUGUCCCUUAAAGUUGGGAAAUAAAGCUGUUUAUAGCCCCCAUAUCACAGUUCACAGUCCCGGAUGUGAGAGUCUGGUCAGAUCCAUUUGUGGUGUGCGAGUGUGUUUUUAAUGCUCCAAAACGGUCUUGUAGUCCAGAGUUUGGUCCAAAAGUGAGGAUUAGUGCAAAGGCAGAUCGCUAGGAGCUGUAGUGACCUUGGGACUACUUGCUGAGGGCAGGACAGAAUUCCUGAAGGGACACAUGGUCUAGAGUGACAAGGCCAUCUGCUGUAGCGCCAGCAGUAGGGAGCGAGGUGGAGGGGGUUGUACACCGGGGUGCUGAGAAUUCCUUUCGCUGGGGUGUGGAGGGAGCAGAUAUUCUGGGAUAUCACUGCUAGCACUCCACCGGGAAAUGUAUUUCUUUCGCGUUUUUCAAAUGGAAAUCUGAGGGAGAAUUUUUGUACACUUGAUGGUGAGUGGGGAUCAUUGCAGGGUUAAAUGGGGAAGAUAUUUUUCUGGCCCUCCAGCUCUCCACAAAGCAGUUGGUGAUAAUGGUCUUGGUGUGUCGCUGUUUUACUUUUUUGGAUCCAGUUUCCUUUCCAUCUCAGCACAGUCGGAGCUGAGAGAGCGGGAUCCGGUAGGCCUUCUGGCACCAGCAUCUCAGAGGAUCAUCUUCAAGGGAUCUUUGGAGUUGUGCUGUGCAUGGCGAGGAUCUACUUUCUUGCUGCCUCACUGAAAUUGCAUGGCCUAAACGAAUGAAUAUUUUUAUGAGGCGCCUUUCACCAGAGAUGGGCCAGGACCAAACUAAGCAGCAGAUAGAGAAGGGCCUGAGGCUGUAUCAGUCCAAUCAGACAGACAAAGCCCUGCAUGUGUGGACAAAAGUGCUGGAGAAGACCUCAGAUCCUGGAGGGAAGUUUCGGGUGUUGGGGUGUCUGAUCACAGCUCACUCAGAGAUGGGAAAAUAUAAAGAUAUGCUCAAGUACGCCCUCGAUCAAAUCGACACAGCCAGAGAAAUGGAGGACCCAGACUACCUGACAGAGGGCUACCUGAACCUGGCGCGCAGCAACGAGAAGCUGUGCGACUUCCAGAAAACUGUCUCCUACUGUAAGACCUGCUUAAACAUGCAGGGCACCACGGUCAGUCUGCAGCUCAAUGGACAGGUAUGUCUUAGCAUGGGCAACGCCUUCCUGGGCCUCAGUGUCUUCCAGAAAGCUUUGGAGAGUUACGAGAAGGCCCUGCGCUACGCACACAACAAUGACGACAAGAUGCUGGAGUGCAGAGUGUGCUGCAGUCUGGGAAACAUCUACGUCCAACUUAAGGACUAUGAGAAAGCCCUGUUCUUCCCCUGCAAAGCAGCUGAGCUCGUCAAUGACUAUGGCAAGGGUUGGAGCCUCAAGUAUCGAGCCAUGAGCCAGUACCACAUGUCUGUAGCCUACAGGAAACUGGAGCGCCUGCCAGACGCCAUGGAGUGCUGUGAGGAAUCUAUGAAGAUUGCUCUGCAGCACGGUGACCGUCCUCUGCAGGCUCUGUGCUUACUAAACUUUGCAGACAUACACCGCUGCAGGCAUGACACUGAUAAAGCAUUCCCUCGCUACGAGUCUGCACUGGGCAUCAUGACUGAGAUUGGAAACCGUCUCGGGCAAGCACACGUCUACCUGGGCGUCGCAAAGUGUUGGCUUCUGCAGAAAGACCUUGAAAAGGCUCUUGAUUCUUUGCAGCGAGCACAGGAAUUAGCAGAUGGAAUGGGAAACAAGCUGUGUACACUGAAGGUUCACUGCCUUUGCGAGGGGAUUUAUCGAAGCCGGGGGCAGCAGGAGGAGCUCAGAGAGCAGGUGGUGAAGUUCCUGCAGUGCGUCGAGGAGCUGGAGCUCUACUGUGGCAUGUGUGGAGAGUCCAUCGGGGACAGGGACCAAAAGCUGCAGGCCUUGCCCUGUUCCCACAUUUUCCAUCUCAAGUGUCUGCAGACAAACGGGACAAAGGGAUGUCCUAAAUGUUUCAAGUCCUCCAUGAAGCCUGGAUUUGUGUGAUUGUGAGACGAUGUUUGUGCAUUGGAUCUGCAGACACAGCGUGAUGCCUCACAGGCUCCUGACUGAUCUCAGAGAAGCAGGCAGCCUCAGGAUGUGCUGAAGAUGAUUGAGGUGAAUUAAUUCACUGCUCUGUGCUGAGGAUGCUGACCUGAACCUAUAGUGUCCCAGAGUGCGUGAGGACGCGAUCAAGGCAUCCAUCUUGUUUACAGACGUCAGUCUGUGAGUGACUGAAGCUGACUGAAGAGAUAUAACUGGCAGAGUUACAUUUCAAUACGAGCUGAAGAAGAAAGAACCUACAUUUGCUCUGAUGACUAGCCAUUUUGUGCAGAAUUCAAAAAGAGAGGAGUGGCGUCCAAAGAGCAUUUGUAACUUGGUGUAUUUGCUAUUUUGUGCAUUAGAAUUCUUGUUGAAUUUUGGAAGAAUUCAGUGAAAUCUCAGUAAUCUUAGUCAUAGGGUUUGUCGUUCUAAUUCAACAUUACUUUUUACACCACAUCUGCUUGUUCAUUACUCAAGACUUUUUGAUUCUUUUCUUUCUUUCUUUUUUUGUAAAUCAGAACACAGAGUAAUUUCUGGAUUUAACUGAUUUCAUACUUGGUAUAUUUAUUAUUGUAUUCCUGUACAUACUAUUCUCAUAUAAAUUUGUUUAAACGUUUGA
Molecule: messenger RNA, 2867 nt
Organism: Xiphias gladius (swordfish)
Lineage: Eukaryota; Metazoa; Chordata; Actinopteri; Istiophoriformes; Xiphiidae
Gene: rapsn
Product: receptor-associated protein of the synapse, 43kD
Exons: 8
Coding region: 941-2212 (423 amino acids)
Biological process (GO): chemical synaptic transmission
Cellular component (GO): synapse
Molecular function (GO): acetylcholine receptor binding; protein-membrane adaptor activity
Source: RefSeq, a predicted model, not a curated record